AUGCCCGCUGAGUACUCUGCUCUUGCCUGGGCUGCAUCGCAACAGCGCAUCUUCUGCGGGACAAAGGCCGGGGAACUCCGCGUCUUUGAUCUUCGCGUGCGGCGCAUUUCCCAUCGUUUCGAGGCUCAUGGCGAUUCCGUGCAGCACUGCUUUGUUCUCCAAACGACGGGGCAGCUGGCAUCUCUAAGCUCAGCUGAGCUCAAGCUCUGGAGCUUGAAGAAUCUCGAGCUGUUGGACACCAUUCCGCUGCAUGGUUCUGGUCGAGGAGUCUCCGCAUCGGUCCUCGGGGCCAAAGUGCUGAGCUGCGCCACGCUCCUCUCGGAGCGGCACCUGGUCACCGCCGGCCAGGAUGGCACCGUGGUCUUGACUCGCCUCUGA
Symbiodinium sp. CCMP2456 is the source of this 378-nucleotide messenger RNA. NCBI's taxonomy places the organism in Eukaryota, Dinophyceae, Suessiales, Symbiodiniaceae. The record is from the annotation of a GenBank genome assembly.